CCUCCAUGGCGAGCUCGCGGGUUGCGAGGCUCCCGCCCCGCUUUCCUGUGUACCUAGGUUUUAAUUUGCGAGGACCAGGCUGUGAUUGUUCCUUUCCCUCUUUCUACCGUAUUCUCGAGAUUUGAUUGAAGUUGUGAAGAAUAUUUACCACGAAAGAGAUCGAUCAUCAGCCAAAAUGAGCGGCCCUGGCGUUGGAUUCGAGUACCCUCCCAUCCCCGUGUCGUGGUUGAAGAGGGACGUAUUGCUCUUUGCGGCGAGCAUUGGGGUUACGGAGGAGGAGUUGCAUUUCCUCUAUGAACUCCACCCCAACUUCCAACCCUUCCCAACCUACCCCAUCAUCCUCCCCUUCAAGCACACGGACCAAGAAGUCAUCGACUUCUACGCCCGCAGCUCCGCCGUCCCCAUCCCCGGCGUCCCCAAAUUCGACACCAAGCACGUCCUCGACGGCGAGCGCAAGAUCCAGUUCCUCAAACCCAUCCCCCCGACCUCCGCGGGCCGCUCCUUCGAGAUCCGCAGCAAAGUCCUGGGCGUCUACGACAAGGGCAAACCGGGCACCGUCGUCGAGACGGAGCAAUGCCUCGUCGACAAGGAGACGGGCGAGGUGUACACGCGCGCGGUAGGUAGCGGGUUCUACGUCGGGCAGGGCAACUGGGGCGGUCCCAAGGGCCCCAAGACGCAGAAUUACCCGCCGCCCAAGGACAGGAAGCCCGACGCGUCGCAAGAGACGCAGACGACGGGCACGACGGCGCUGCUGUACCGCCUCAAUGGCGAUUACAACCCGCUGCACGCGGGGCCCGAACCCGGUAAGCAGAUGGGUUUCGGGGGCCCCAUCAUCCACGGCUUGUUCAGCUGGAAUACCGCCGCGCAUGCUGUCUUGCAGCACUUUGGAGGUAGCGAUCCGAGGAAUCUGAAGGAGUUCCAGGCGCGGUUCGCGAGCCCCGUUAUCCCUGGUGUGAAGCUUAUUACCGAUAUAUGGAGGACGGGGGAGAAGGUGGGGAGUGAGGGGUUUGAGGAGAUUCGGUUUAUCGUCAGGGUCGAGGGCGGGAAGACGGUGUUGACGAAUGGACGGGCGGUGGUGAGGGUCGUGGGGGAGAAGAGUAAGUUGUAGAUAGCAGGGAGGGAAGGGGUGUGGAAUGAUACAAUGAUACUCUAUUAUCAUUAUGGAUGUAUCUUUGGCUGAAGGCGUUCGUUGGAUCGCAGAGGAGCCCAGAGCUAUGUUGCUGAACUGACCGGCUGUCAGAGAUCUGGGGUACAUCAUCGAAAGCAGCAAUAAACAAGUAAGAUUGAGUUACGUACCAUGGUCAAUCUUGAUGUCUCAUCGAGAGCCGACAAAUACCCAUGC
Westerdykella ornata is the source of this 1342-nucleotide messenger RNA. Its product is annotated as peroxisomal multifunctional enzyme type 2. The transcript has 2 exons. Gene Ontology annotation, cellular component: peroxisome. The coding region runs from base 176 to 1108 and encodes 310 amino acids. NCBI's taxonomy places the organism in Eukaryota, Fungi, Ascomycota, Dothideomycetes, Pleosporales, Sporormiaceae. The record is from RefSeq and is a predicted model, not a curated record.